AUUGGAGUUACCAGUUUUAUAGAUGCUUCAUUAUUAUAUGGUUCAGAUGAAAUCAUAGCACAUUCUUUACGAACAUUCUCUCAUGGAAAACUCAGGAGACAGAUAGGACCUAAAGGAAAAUCAUAUUUACCCAAUGUUAAACAAGCAACAAAAGAAUGCACCGUGGCUAAUGAUGCGACUGUGUGUUAUGCUGCCGGUAAUUUAUAA
Acyrthosiphon pisum (pea aphid) is the source of this 207-nucleotide messenger RNA. Its product is annotated as chorion peroxidase-like. Lineage: Eukaryota; Metazoa; Arthropoda; Insecta; Hemiptera; Aphididae. The annotation marks the transcript as partial. Gene Ontology annotation, molecular function: peroxidase activity; heme binding. The transcript has a single exon. The record is from RefSeq and is a predicted model, not a curated record. Gene Ontology annotation, biological process: response to oxidative stress.